AAAUUUUUAAUGUUAUUCAUUUAUAGGUGGUAAGAAAAAGUGACAAAGAUCAGGUUACAGUUAUUGGUUGUUGUGUCACUCUAAAAGAGGCCAUGCUAGCUGCAGAUAAACUAGCUAUAGAUGGUGUCAACAUUAGAAUCAUUGAUCCAUUUACAUUGAAACCAUUUGAUAAAGAUACUGUGCUAGCUAAUGCACGUGAAACUGGAGGUAAAAUAAUUACUGUGGAGGACCAUUAUUCAGAGGGAGGUCUUGGAGAUACAGUGGCUGGCGCCCUCUGUGAAGAGAAAGAUAUAACCAUCAAGAAGUUGGCCGUUACAGAAAUACCACGUAGUGGUAAACCAGCAGAACUGAUGGAAAAAUAUGGAAUCAGUGCCAACUGUAUUGUUAAAGCUGUGAACCAGGCUCUAUGAUCAUAGAUUGAAAACAUUUAACCAGUCUAUAGUGGCGGAAAUAACAAAAGUACAAUAAUUGUUCCAAAUUUCAGGCAUUAAUUAGACAUAACUUUAGGUUUAUUAUUAGAAUUUCUAGCAUCGAAAGUCAAGGCAGUAACAGCUCUUUUGUUAUUGUAAUAGUUUUUAAAGAGACCUAUACAAAAGUUGUUUCCAAUUGUUUUGGGUUAAACUAAAUAGUUGUGAAUUAAUAAGCAAUAAAAGCAACAAUUCCUUGUUUUUAAUUUCUCUUAUUGAUUUUACUGUAUCUGUUAUAUAGCUAAUAUUUGCUGUAGUGCUUUUUAAUAACAUGUUGUUUUUGUAUUGAUCUUUUUUUCUUCCAUUUAUAAAGGUAUUAUAAACAGAUUUCUGUAUUGUUACAUGUUUUUGGUGCACUUAUUUUUAAUAGUAUUUUGCAGUUGCAUUGUUGAAUUGAUAGAUGUUUAUUAGCCAUGGCUAGAAUGAAAAUACAAUCAUUUACUUAUUAGGUGUAUAAAUCUUGCUAUAAAUGUUUUUAGUUUUCAGAUAGAAUACUAUAUUAUGGUAAAACUUGUUCAUGAAAUUAGUUCCCACUAACAGUGGAAUGAAAAAAUCCAUUAUUGAUCAUAAUUGUAUGAUGAAAUAAAGAAAGAAUAUAUAUUUUGAUUUAAAGGAGUUAAAUAGUAAAAGUUUGUUGGCACUUUGUUGUAAUGAUGUAUUUAUAUAAAAUAUUCCUAAUAAAACAUUUAGCUGUAACGAGAAUGAUCCACAAGUUGAAUUUUCUUAACAAUGACUAUUUUAGAUAUCCAUUUGCCUCAUAUUUAUAUGCGGAAUGGUUUUUUAAUUGUCAUAUCAAUGUUUUGAAGGACAAAACGUCAAAUAAAUGUAACCUCAUA
Messenger RNA from Ruditapes philippinarum (Manila clam), 1303 nucleotides. Its product is annotated as transketolase-like protein 2. Lineage: Eukaryota; Metazoa; Mollusca; Bivalvia; Venerida; Veneridae. The transcript is spliced from 2 exons. Gene Ontology annotation, molecular function: thiamine pyrophosphate binding; transketolase activity. Bases 93 to 410 code for a protein of 105 amino acids. The record is from RefSeq and is a predicted model, not a curated record.